Molecule: messenger RNA, 4159 nt
Organism: Perognathus longimembris pacificus (Pacific pocket mouse)
Lineage: Eukaryota; Metazoa; Chordata; Mammalia; Rodentia; Heteromyidae
Gene: Usp46
Product: ubiquitin specific peptidase 46
Exons: 9
Coding region: 185-1285 (366 amino acids)
Biological process (GO): protein deubiquitination
Cellular component (GO): cytosol; nucleus
Molecular function (GO): cysteine-type endopeptidase activity; cysteine-type deubiquitinase activity
Source: RefSeq, a predicted model, not a curated record
CCGCCGCCGCCGCGCCGCGCCGCCGCCGCCGCCGCCGCCCGGCCUCCUCUCCCAGCCCCGCGGAAAGCCCGACCCAGGCCGCCGGCCGCCGCCCGGCCUCCCCCGCCGCGGGCGCUCCACCAUGGCCAGUCCUCUUUUCCCCUGGUAAAGAUGGCGGUGCGGGAUCGCUGCCACCUUUAGACUAAUGACUGUCCGAAACAUCGCCUCCAUCUGUAAUAUGGGCACCAAUGCCUCUGCUCUGGAAAAAGACAUUGGUCCAGAGCAGUUUCCAAUCAAUGAACACUACUUCGGAUUGGUCAAUUUUGGAAACACAUGCUACUGUAACUCCGUGCUUCAAGCAUUGUACUUCUGCCGGCCAUUCCGGGAGAAUGUGUUGGCAUACAAAGCCCAGCAAAAAAAGAAGGAAAACCUGUUGACGUGCCUGGCAGACCUUUUUCACAGCAUUGCCACACAGAAGAAGAAGGUUGGCGUCAUCCCACCAAAGAAAUUCAUUUCCAGGCUGAGGAAGGAGAACGAUCUCUUUGAUAACUACAUGCAACAGGAUGCUCACGAAUUUUUAAAUUAUUUGCUAAACACGAUUGCGGACAUCCUUCAGGAAGAGAAGAAACAGGAAAAGCAAAAUGGGAAAUUAAAAAAUGGCAACAUGAAUGAACCUGCAGAGAAUAAUAAACCAGAACUCACCUGGGUCCAUGAAAUUUUUCAGGGAACUCUCACCAAUGAAACCCGAUGCUUGAACUGCGAAACUGUGAGUAGCAAAGAUGAAGAUUUUCUUGACCUUUCUGUUGAUGUGGAACAAAAUACUUCCAUUACCCACUGUCUGAGAGACUUCAGCAACACAGAAACACUGUGUAGUGAACAAAAGUAUUAUUGCGAGACAUGCUGCAGCAAGCAGGAGGCCCAGAAAAGGAUGAGGGUAAAAAAGUUGCCCAUGAUUUUGGCUCUCCACCUAAAGAGGUUCAAGUACAUGGAACAACUCCACAGGUAUACCAAGCUGUCUUACCGGGUGGUCUUCCCUCUGGAGCUCCGGCUCUUCAAUACCUCCAGUGAUGCCAUCAACCUGGACCGCAUGUAUGACCUAGUUGCUGUGGUCGUUCACUGUGGCAGUGGUCCAAAUCGAGGGCAUUAUAUCACUAUUGUGAAAAGCCAUGGCUUCUGGCUUUUGUUUGAUGACGACAUUGUAGAGAAAAUAGAUGCUCAAGCUAUUGAAGAAUUUUAUGGCCUGACAUCAGAUAUAUCAAAAAAUUCAGAAUCUGGAUAUAUUUUAUUCUACCAGUCAAGAGAAUAACUUAAAGAAUUGUGGGACUAAAUCACAUGGGGGAAAAUGUUCAAAGCACUAUUACCUGGUUUCUCUGCCGACCUCCUUCUUCCCAGUGGCCCGCUAAAGCUGUCACUCUGAGUCUCAGCGGUCUGGCUGUGUUAAGCUUUCUCCCUUCAUUGUUUUCCAUGCAGCAUUUAGUCUUGGUUGUCUUUUGGUCUGAGGUAGGGCUAACUGCAAUCAGAGUGUAGUAAGGUUUAUAUGAGUCACAGUUGCUAAUUUUAGGAUUUGGUUAAAUGCUCUGCCAUUUUUGUUAGGUCUGACUGAAUUAGAGUGGCAUUUUCUAUGAAUGUUCCAGUCCAAUUUGAGUAUUGGCUAAACUUCCUAAAUGGCUUCUGGGGGUUUCCUUAUAAUACAUUCCUUUAGCUUUUCCCUGGAAGCAUUGCUACCUAUUUGUUUUUUAAUCUCAUCUUCCUUUUUUCUGACAGAAGAAUGGAGGAAUUGGGUAGAUGGUCACCUUUGAAGUCUGCAACCAUAAGCUUUAAGUGUAUGCAAGUGAAAAUGUGUAAGAAUGGGUAACCGAAAACAUCCUCUAAAACAUCCUCUACAAGGAACAGGGUGAAGAGAAGCUGUUUGCAGUGUCUGACAUCUAGCAUCCACAUCAGGUUGUGUUUACCUCUCCACUAGCAUCCCAGGGGCUAAGAAAUUCUGGAGCUCAGGGCAGGCAGAGCCAAGAAGAAGAAGAUUUUUAUGGACAGUGAAAAGUUACUUUUCUUAUCUUUCUACCAAAACCCAAGUUUCAGGAGAAUAACCUGAUGCUGUUAAUUUUUAGUGACACUUUUCUUCUGUAAGGUCCUGUGAGUUAUGUGUAUCCUGUAUCUGGCCCUGCUAAGCUUUUCAAGCUAUUUUUCAAAUCCUGCUGACGUCUCACAGUCUGUGGUGGCGGGCCUGGAACACCACGUUGACUGCCUCUGGCACAUCUCUUAGCCGGUCAGCACCAACAUCCUUCCACACCAAGCACAUCAAGAGUACUGCACCUCCCCAACCAUCAGCCACAUUUUACAGCUUCAUUCUUAACACAUUUUCUGUCUGUUUACUGAAGCUCAGGCAAGCCCCAGAGCUAAAAAAAAAACAACCCUCAGGAGAGGGCAUGCUGGAGUUAGCUGGGUGUGGGUGGGGCCACAGGAAGUGUUAGUGGGUAGGUGGAAGAAUGGCAACAUGGCGGCUCUGUCUCUGGCUCAGAUUCCUAGAAUGCUUGACAAGACCGUUGUUUGGAAGAACCUCAUCUCACUAUAAUUAUUUUUGUUUUCACUUUUGUUAUGUAUGUAUUUAUUAGAGCUUUGAGUACUGGUACCUUUUAUUCAAAGGGUCGAUUUGGUGUUUCCUCAUGGAGCUGGUUUUUGGUUUCCUACAAAUGAGUCAUAAAUCUUGGCUCUCUUCAGGAAUUCAGUUGACUUCCAUAUUCUGCGGUAUACUGUGAACAUGUUAUUUUGUUUCCUAGUACAGCAGUGAGCUAGUGAACAUGCGAACUCUUGGCAUAAUGUGAACUAAAACACAAAUUGAAGAUGUUAGUGGCCAUUUUACAACAAUGAAGAGGAUAGCACUUUAUUGUGAUGAAAACUGGAUUUCUUACUUUGAAAUAUCUUGAACUGUUUUUGCUUCGAACUUAAGCAUGCCAAUACUUCAUUUGUUCAUGCUUGAAGUUAAAUAUUUUUACUCUUCACUGGAGAAGACAAACAGGGUGAUCAUGUUAUUGUUUUAUAUAAGUAACAAAAAUGUACUUUGCCUUGAUUAGAGGCAAAUUCAUAUUUAUGAAUAUUUGUCUUUUUCCCCUCCAUAAAACAUAUGCAGAAUCUCUUACCUGGGAGGUGAGUCUUUAUUCUUUUAGGAAAAGCACUUUCCAUGUGAAGCUAAUUGAUAUAGGGAAAUGUUUUUGCUACACACACUUCAUAGGUUUGACUGUAGAUUACAAAAUUUAUGAAAAUGAUGGUUGAUCUAGAACAUAUUGGAGUUGAAUCAUAAGAAAACUAUUAAAAGUACCUUUGGAAACCUUUUUUCCCAGCAAUUCAUGAAGCUAAUUUAUUAGGCAAAAAAUGUUUCAAUUACAAGUUGGUAGAAGUAAUAUUUAAAUAAUGUUAUAGGCUCAAUGUAUUUCUUUCCCCUUUGGAAUGUGUAAAGAACUUUUCCCCAGUGAUUGAACUGAAGUAAUUGCUUUUAAUAGAAAGUCAGUUAAAAUUCAGUAUUCAUGAAUAUAUUUUUGGAAAAAGAUGAGAUGAAUAUGGAGAAUAUAAUAGACAUUCAAAUGAUUGUGAGAUACAAGAAGAGUGAAGACUUGUCAUAUUUCUCAAUCAGUACUCACAUCAAUUUUUUUGCCCUUUAAUUUAGAGCUAUCUGGUAUUUCCUUAUCUUUUCCUCUUCAGUAAACAAAACAAACAUUUGGCAGCUACCUUCCCCUCAUUUUUCUUCAUAUAAAGACAAUAUCCUGUAAGCACGUUCCUACGUUGCCAUCCCUCAUUCCUAGCAUACUGCAGAGAAUGGUAUGGGGGGUGUGGGACCAUUUCAAGAUCACGAUGACAGCACAAAGGUUCAGCAAUACGUCCUGGAUGCCUGGGGGUUUAAAUGAGGGCCCUACUCCAGCAGGAGGGAGUAGGCAUGCUGUAUUUCUGUAACUGCUGGGUGUUUAAAAACAAGUUACAAUGUUUUACAUGUUUAAAAAAGAAGAAAUAUUUGCUUUAUUGGUCACUUACUAGUUUAGCAUCUAGGUUAUUGGCACAAUAUGUGGAAAAAGAAAUUGUUUGCAAGUGGAUUUUGUAAAGUGCUGACAUCUAGUCCUGUUAUGUUGAUGGAGUUUUUUUUUUUUUUCCAAUGCAACAUGAAGUGGACUGGUAUGAGGAAAGCAAGGAA